AUGGAUACAAAGAUGGACGCAAUAGAUGAUAACCACAUGGAGGGAAUGAAGGUAGAGGUAGAAAAUAAGCAAAGGAUGGACAAUGACUUCUCUGCUGGACUAUCGGACGAGACACAUACACACCUGAAAAUCAGUGAAGGGCCUUCCGGCAGUUGCAGGAAAGUCAUGGUCAGACCCAGACCCAGACUCCAGUCAACAAAGAGCUUCCCCCCUUACAACCAGUGUAUAGGUGGACUUGGAGAAGACGGAGAGUGGGACGAUGAGCUCAGUUCAGAAACAAGCAACCCUUACCAGCAGCAUCUCAGACGUGAUGAGAUGAUAAAUGAGGUUGCUCAAGGCACAGAAAGAAAAGAGGAUGCAGAACUGACUCCAAGAGGUGCAAGGGAUGACAUGAGGGCAAAGUGGAGGGUGAGGAGGAGGGAGAGGUUAGGGGGGAGCUAUGAAGGUGACACAGACAGAUGGGACAGAGGAAGGUGGAUUGGGAAAAGAAGAGUAGAAGAGACUGGAGGAGAAGGGGGGCUUGAUGGUCAGGGAAAGAAAGGGGGGACAACACUGGAGAAGUGGAAACACUGGAGAAGUAGAAACUCAAACUUUGAGACAGAGAUAGAACAAGAGGGGAGUGAGGAGAGGAAGAGAUCUCCUGUUUCAGCAGUAGAGGGAGAGAACGAGGGGAGUGGGGAAACCCUCGAGGGGAAGGAUGAAGAGUCUGCGGAGCUGCCGGGAAAGAGAGGGGGCUCCACAACACAACAGUGGUCUUCCCCUCAUCCAAUCCUCUCCAAACUUUUACACUCCUCCUCGUCCACCUCCUCCUGCUCGUCCAUCAACCUCUCCUCGGCAGAGAGCGAUGAGGUCUUCAGCGAAGGAGAGGAUGUUGGCAAAAAGAGGAAGACUCUCAAGAAGUGCCGUUCCUGGAAAACCUACCUGACCAUGAUGCACUGGUCCCUGCGGCGGCAGAGCUCCUGGGUCCAGCUGGCUGGACAUCAAGGUAACUUCCAGCUGAGUGAAGGAGGGGAGGUUCUGAAACUGUACAGUGAAGGGGAGGCAAAGUGCCUAGACUGCCUGAUGAGAGACCCACUGAGACCCUUUGUCCCACAGUACCAUGGCAUGGUCACCAGGGGGGAGCACAGCUACAUCCGCCUGGAGGACCUGCUGAGUGGCCUGAGGAGACCCGUUAUCAUGGACUGCAAGAUGGGAGUCAGGACAUACCAGGAGGAGGAACUGGUCAAAGCUCGGACCAAAGCCACCCUGCGGAGCGAUAUGUACCAGAAGAUGGUGAAAAUAGACCCGUCAGCUCCGUCAGCAGAGGAACAUGCACAGAAAGGUGUGACCAAGUUGCGCUACCUUCAGUGGAGGGAUACGACCAGCUCUACAUCCACACUGGGCUUCAGGAUAGAAGGCAUCAUGAUGGAGGAUGGCAGUGUGCAACGGGACUUCAGAAAAGUUCUGACGUUAGCUCAGGUCACAGAGGCAUUGCUCUACUUCACCAGGAGUCAGCUGGACAUCCUGAAAGCAUACCACUCCCGACUCAUGGCUCUGAGUGAUGCAUUGAUGAAUUCACCAUUUUUCAAAACCCAUGAGGUGAUCGGCAGCUCGCUUCUCUUUGUCCAUGACCAUAGCAGCAAGGCCAAUGUAUGGAUGAUAGACUUUGGAAAGACAACCCCCAUACCUGACAUGAGAAAGCUACAACACAACGUCCCCUGGAACGAGGGAACCAGUGAGGACGGCUACCUCAUCGGCCUGACCUCCCUCAUCACCUCUCUGAGCCAGGCCAUCAAUGUGGUUUCCUGGCAGCAAGAGGACAGUGGUGGAGAAGAAAAGAGAGUCACAUGAAGCAGACUGUGGGCUCUGGUUGAGAUACCACUUAAAGGACAUUCAAAUUCAGGAUCAGGACAAAACGGGUGCUGUUACAUUUUGUUGCCAACUGUUGCCUCACUUCAUUAACUGGAAGAGAAUAGAGGAGGAUAUGUUUGUGGGAAAUCUGUCUUCACAGGCUGAGGAAGAACAAGAGAGUACAAUAUAGCUAAUAUCCAUAGAAAUGUGAUGUGGUACAUCUGGUAUGUACAUACUGUAAGAGUGGAGACAGUGUUGUAGUACCAUACUCAUUGGAAUCAUUGGAAUUGGAAGACAUUUUUCUGAGGU
This is a messenger RNA of Toxotes jaculatrix (banded archerfish), 2139 nucleotides long. Its product is annotated as inositol-trisphosphate 3-kinase B. NCBI's taxonomy places the organism in Eukaryota, Metazoa, Chordata, Actinopteri, Toxotidae. The record is from RefSeq and is a predicted model, not a curated record. Gene Ontology annotation, cellular component: cytoplasm; nucleus. Bases 1 to 1830 code for a protein of 609 amino acids. Gene Ontology annotation, molecular function: inositol-1,4,5-trisphosphate 3-kinase activity; inositol tetrakisphosphate kinase activity. Gene Ontology annotation, biological process: inositol phosphate biosynthetic process. The transcript has 7 exons.